CUAAAGUUUAGUAGACAGCUAUAUACGGCCUCAAAAGUUAGUGAUUGUGGAAAAAAAAAUUAUCGUCAAGUUUUUAUAAAGCAACGAAAAUGCAAAGCCCGAAUUUCAUAUUUUCGCUACUUAUAGUUGUAGUUGUAGUAAUUAUUGGGUUAUUAUAUAUCGAGCAGCCUGAAGCACCCAUUAAAAAUAGUCCGACUAAUGGACAAAGUGACAGUACCACGAAUAAACCGAUAAAUAGUUUUGAAUUAAACAAGGAUUUAGAUAAAUAUGACAAAAAACAAUCUUGUAAAGUGAAAAUCAAUGGCGAUAUGCUCGACAAUUCGCCAAUUCUUACGCCACACAAUCAACUUGAGUACAUGCAACCCAAUUCAAGUGGUGAAAUUGUAGUGCCCCAUGGCCAUUGGUUGAGUUUCCACUGCGCUGAUAAAUUUGCAGAGCCGUACGGCGGACAAACUCUGCAGGCGCAAUGUGCCGGCGAUAAAGAUUUUUUUAUAAACAAUGAAAAAUUCAAUUUCUCAAAGAUCAAUUGCACUACCAUAUCAAUGCCAACACCAAUACGAACAGGGCUUUGCUGCAGCGGCGAAGGCACCGAAUUGUUUAUUUUCGGCAUCAAAAUUGAUUCCAAUGGGUCAAGGUACGCGAUACCAACAAUGCAAGUGUGUUUUGACAAAAUUCGCCAAAUACCUCGUUACGUUAAACGCAUCCUUACUCCUGCAAGUAUUCACCGCCAAAUAAAAGUAAAGCGUACAAACUUCACUUCCGGUGAUUUCUUUGGUGGUAUAGACAUUGACCAUUUUUAUAAAUUAUCCGAACAAAUUAAGGCACUCAGGCGCCAAAUUGGAGAGAAUGCUUUGAUUUACGUGACAGAGGAAAAUCGCCUGACCCGUGGCCACUUGGCUCCCAAAGCUGACAUGACAUACAGUGGCCAACAAAAGGGCACUUUUCAUCAUGUGAAUGUAAUGCCACAAUGGCAGUCCUUCAAUGCCGGUAACUGGUCGCACCUUGAGGAUGACGUCCGUCAGUUAGCUCAUGACAGUAAUAGGUCCCUAAUCUACUUUACUGGUACCUGUGGUGUUUGCCGUUUGCCAGACGAAAACAAUAUACAACAGGAGUUAUACCUAGGGGACGAUAAUAAUGUCAUACCAGUGCCGAAACUAUUUUACAUUGUUGUUAUCGAUGCUGACUCCCGUAAAGGUAUCGCUAUCGUUGGAGUGAAUAACCCCUAUCUGAAAAUCGAUGAACUGAAAACCGGAGGAUAUCUGAUUGCGGAGGAUGUAUCAGACGAUGUUGAUUGGAUUAAAUGGGAUAGGAAAAACAUCAAGAAGGGUGAUCGUUGUUGGAAUAGGAAAAACAUCAAGAAGGGUUAUUGCUACGCCGUUUCAGUACCAGACUUCGUAAAGGUUGUGAAAGAUUUGCCGUUGGUUGGCUUAGAGACGACCGGAAUUUUGAGAUUGAAGGAACAGCCCAUCUAGAAUCAGCAUCUUUUCCUAUAUUGUGAUAAUCUCAAUAAUUUUUUUUUUUUUUAUGUAAACUCAUUGAAAAAAGAAUAAAUUUUAUUCUGUAUUAAGUG
Messenger RNA from Bactrocera dorsalis (oriental fruit fly), 1570 nucleotides. RefSeq lists its product as uncharacterized. Bases 90 to 1472 code for a protein of 460 amino acids. The transcript has a single exon. The record is from RefSeq and is a predicted model, not a curated record. Gene Ontology annotation, biological process: apoptotic DNA fragmentation. Gene Ontology annotation, molecular function: RNA endonuclease activity; nucleic acid binding; single-stranded DNA endonuclease activity. Gene Ontology annotation, cellular component: nucleus; mitochondrial inner membrane. Lineage: Eukaryota; Metazoa; Arthropoda; Insecta; Diptera; Tephritidae.